AUGAACGAUAAAAAGAAUAGCAUUAAUAAAAGUGGUAGACAUUCUUUUAAUCGGAAUUUAAAAAAAAAAAAUAUAUACAAAGAUAAUAACAAUGUCUAUAAUUAUUCUGAAGGUAAUAAGAAAAUAUUCAAAUAUAUGAAUGACCUUAAAUAUAGUAGUUAUAAUAAUUUAAAUGAUGGACAUUCAGACAAAAGCUCUAGUAACAAUAAACCGAGUCGAAAAAAGAAUCUUUUGAAAAAGAAAAGAAAUGAACAUUUUAAUAAAAAGAAAAUGAAUAGUACUAAUAGUGAUCAUCAUUAUGAUGACGAAGAUGAAGAAGAUGACGAUGAUGAUGAAGAGGAUGACGAUGUUGAUGAUGAUGAUGACGAUGAUGAUGAAGAGGAAGACGAUGUUGAUGAUGAUGAAGAAGAUGAUGACGAUGAUGAUGAUGAAGAUGACGAUGAUGAUGAUGAAGAUGAUGAAGAUGAUGAAGAUGAUGAAAACGAUGACAAUGAAAAUGAAAAUGACAAUGAAAAUGAAAAUGACAAUGAUGAUGAUGGAGAGAAUGAUCAAUAUCGUCAUAAAAAUAAUAUGAAUACAAAUAAUAAUUUUGCUAUAAAUAAAAAGAAUAAUCAUAUAGAUGUUGAUGAUGGAGAUUAUAAGAAUUCUUAUUUUUAUAACGAUUUAGAUAAAUCUAAUAAAAAAAAUAAAGUGAAUUUAAAAAAUUAUAAUUCUGAUUAUUAUGAUAUAUAUUCAAAUAUAUAUUCCUAUUAUGAUAUAUUUACAGAGGAAAAAACUGAUAAGAAAAAGUUUAAAUAUUUCAAUGAUGUGUUUUCGAAUUUUGAUAAAAAAUAUGAAAAUAAUAAUAAUGAAUAUAAUAAUGAUAAAUAUAAUUAUGAUAUGAAUAAUAAAAGAAAAGUACAAGAAAAAUAUUUACAACAACCCACUGUACGCACUUCAUCGACAAUAGAGAAAUCAAAUACGUCUCCUCAUUAUUUAUCACAAAAAAAUAAAAAUCUCUUGAGUAAAAGUUAUGGUAGAGAACAUAAUAUAAAUGAUGAACAGAAAAUAUCUUCUAAUAUAAAUGAAGAAAAUAUAUAUAAUGAAUAUUAUGAUGAUGGUAUGUAUAAUCAUAAAAGAAAUAUUCUUAAGAAAAGUGCUUCAGCAAAUAUGAUGGAUAACCAGAAUGUAAAGAAUAAUUAUAUUAAUAAAAAAAUUAAUAAAAAGAGAAACGAGAAUAAGAAUCACAAAGAUAUAAAUCAAAAUAUACAUCAAGAUGUGCAUAAGAAUAUGGAUGACGAUGACAAAGCUUAUGUUCAUAUUAAUUAUGAUGAAAAGGGAGAUAUACAUAAAAUGAAUAAUGAUUAUCAUAAUAAUAUAUAUAACAAAAUAUAUGGUAACAAUAAUAAUUCUGAUCGUAAUAAUAAUCAUAAUAAUCAUAAUAAUCAAAACUACUAUGCAAACGAAUUUAGUCACGUCAAGGAAAACAACUGUGAAUAUACCGAUGUUGACGAAACAAGUAAUGUGUUUAAUAAUUUGAGUGAUAAUUAUAUAAAAAAUAAGAAUAUAAGAAAACAAAAAAGAAAGAAAAAUAAGAAAAAAACAACUCUCUCUGACAAUGAAAAGGCGACUAGUGAUCUAAGUAGUAUCCACAAUAAAAAAAUAAACAAUAAUAUGAAUAAUAUGGAUAAUAUGAAAAGGAUUAAUAAUAUGAAUAAUAUGAAAAGGAUUAAUAGUAUGAAUAAUUUACAGAGUGAAGAUUUAAAUAAUGAUCCUAUGAAUCAACAAGAUUAUGAUAAAAAAUAUACCUAUUCAAAAGAAAAAUCAGAAAGCAACAUUAGUCUGGAUAGUUCAUGCUCCUUCAAAUGGGAGGCACAUUUAGAAAAAGAGAAAAUGAAUGAUGGUAUGCAAAAAAAUAUAAAGUUUUUAAAAAACCCAACAAAAAAAAGAAUGUAUAAAUUAAAAAAAAUUGUAGAAAUAUUAGAAUAUACAAUAUAUAAUGAAGAAAAACAAGGAUCCAAAUUAGAAGGGAAAUUAUACGACUAUGUUGUACUUACCAAAAAUUUAAAAGAAAAAAUUAUAAAUUUAGAAAAUAUAAAUACUAAUAAUAAAAAUAAAAUGCAAUCAUAUGAAAAAGAUAUAACCAAAUUAAAAGAACAAAACGAAGAAAUGAAAUUAACCUUAUCAACUUUUGAAAAUGAAUUAAGUAAUUUAAUUAAUAAAUUUGACAAAAACUUUGCCAAAGAAUUAAUUGAUACCAAAUCACAAAAUGAUGUAUUAAAAAAAGAAGUCGAAAGAUUGAAAGGUGAAAUAGAAAAAAAAAAUUCUGAAAUAAAAAAAUUUGAAAACUUGAAUGAUUUAUCUAAAAAGUUACAAAAUGAAUAUAUGGAUCAUGCUGUUCCUUGUGAUGUAACAGCGUCAAACGUAGAAAACAAGACAGAUGCGAAUCUUGAAAAUAAUCAGAAUGGUCCAUUUAGUAAUAAUAAUAUUUCUACUUCAUUUAAUGGGGUCUAUAAGGAUAAUGCAACCGAAGUUACUAAUAUGAAUAAUAAUAAUAAUAAUAAUAAUAAUAUAUGUAAUAAUAAUAAUAAUAAUAUAUGUAAUAAUACAUGUAAUAAUAAUAGUAAUAAUAGUAGUAAUAAUUACAUUUGUGAUAAUUCUUAUCAUGAUGGAAAGACAAAUAAUUAUACGAAUUACAUAGAACAAGAUCUUUUUUUAAACGAACUUCCAUUUCAAUAUGGAUGUAGUGAUUCCAUUGAAUAUAAUAUUGUCGAUGAAUUUAUAUUAAAAAUAAAAAGUUCAAGAAUGUCGUACGAUAAGAAUAUCGAAAAAUAUGAUGAUCAAACCAAAUCUGUAAUUUAUGGUUCCUAUAUUUCUACUUUUAUUAUAGAAAAUAAAGAUAUAUGUAAUCAUAAAAAGAUUUUAAAACUUUUACAAGAGUUCUGUCUUGUAGAAUCGAAAUUUUUACAUAUUCAUUUAUGUUUAAAAAAAGAAAGAUGUGAUAAUAUUUCACAAAAAAUCUUAGAAAAGGAAGUCAUAAGACAAUUAGAAAAUAAUGAAUUUGAUAAAAAUAAAGAAAGAAUAUCAGUUAUUAGUCCAGUUAUUUUAUUAUUAAUAUUUAAAAAUAUGAAUAUAAUAAAUUUAUAUAAAAUAUUUAUAUCAUGUUUAAAAUGUGAUAAUUAUAGAUGGUUAAGAAUUAUAAAGAAAUCAUUAUUUAUAAAAUUUUUUGAUGGUACCUUAUUCGAUACCAAAAUCAAAAUAACAGAUGGUUCUUUUGUUAGGGAGAUUAAAUUGAUUAACCUCUUGCUUAAUGGUAAUGUACCAGACGAAUAUAUAUUUUCUGAAAAUAUGAACAAUAAUAAUAAUAUUAAUAGAGACCAUUGUAUUAAUAGUUGUGUUGUUAAGCAACCAUUAAAUUUAAAUCAAUUGAACAUGGUAAAUUACAAAAUGAAACAUCCAUUAUUUUAUUGCUCUAAUGAACAACUAAAACGAUUUGUUUAUAGAAUGUAUUUGAAUUUUACUAAAGAACCGAUAAAUGUAUUUAAUGGUGACAAUAUAUAUCAUUAUGUAUUACAAAAGAAAAAUCUGGAUGUUUUAAAGAUAUUAAAAUUAUCGGGAAAACAUUAUAAUUAUAUAUUUGAAAAAAACAAUAUAAAUAAAACACCUUUAGAUUAUAUAGAAAAUGAAGAUAUACGAGUUGAUUUAAUAUCCGGUUAUAUUUUAGAUAUCGCUGGUAAAGGAGCUGAGAAUUAUAAGAAUUCAAAUUAUAAUAUAGCAUAUGAUCUAUAUACUGAAGCAUUAGAAAAACAAAUAAAAUUAUCAGAAUCUGUAAAAGUAGGGAAAUCAAUGAAUGAAAAUAUAGGGAAAUUAUAUUAUAAUAGAGCAAGGACAUUAAUGCAUCUUAAUAAAUGGAUGGAUGUUAUUGAAAAUUGUAAUAAUUGUUUAAAAUAUAUUCCUAAAUAUGUAAAUGCUUUUGAUACACAAAUACAAGCAUAUGAAUAUUUAUUAGAAUAUGAUAAUGCAUUGUUGAUUUAUAAAAAUAUGUGUUUAAAAUGUAAUAUCAAACCUGAUGAAAAAGAAGAAAAAUUAAAAGCUCAAAUAAAUGCUACAUCCUUUCAAGUUUUAAAUAUUAAUAAAAAUUGUUCCAUAUCGGAAAUUAAACAAGCCUUUUCCAAUUUAUCAAAAAAAUGGCAUCCUGAUAAAUUAGGUAUACAUAUAAGUCCAGAUAUUAAAAAAAGACACAAUAAUCAUUUUAAGAGAUUGUUUAAAGCGAAACAAAUGUUACUUAACGAAGUAGAUCGUAUAAAAGAAAAGAAAAAGAAGGAAACGAAUUAUAUAUAUCCUCAAAUUAUAGAAGAUAUAAAUAUUAAUAAAAAUAACAAUAAUAAUAUAAACCAAACAAACACAAAAUCAACUGACACAAAUUUUAAACACAUGAACAAUAAUAAUAAUAAUAAUAAUAAUAGUAAUGUGGUUUAUAACACCAGAACUAAUAAUCCUUAUUAUUAUAAUGUACAACCCAACAAAUCUAACCUCAAUAAUACUCAAAAUAUUAAUAAAAGUCCAUCCUAUGAAAAAGAUAAACAUUUGAAUUAUGAUCAACAUGAUGAUAAGACAUACAAAUAUGAACCCAAAAAAAGUUCAAACCAUUUUAUGCAAUCAAAUGAAAAUCAUAUAUAUAAUAAUUCAGCUAGCGAUAUAAAUAAAAAUGUUAAUAAUGAUAAUAGUAAUCUUCCCAAUGUUAAUGAUAUAAGAAAUAAUAUUUUCUCGACGUAUAAAGAUGAUAUAGAUAAAUUUCAAGGGAAAUUAAAAAGUUAUAACAACAUAAACAAUAAUAAUCAUAUUUUCAAUAACAAUGUUGAAGAUAGUAACAAACAUUUAGAUAAUAAACUUUCCAAUUUAAAUAAUGAUAAAGUCGAUGAAAGCUUUUAUAAAAAAUUAAAAGAAGAAUAUGAAGUUCUAAAUUAUGAAGAAUUAAUGAAUCUUAAAACAAAAACAUUUAAUUCUAUAAAUAAUUUAAUAUUAACAGAAGUUAAUUUAAAAAGAGAAUAUCAAGAAUUAUGUAAUAAAGAAAAAAAUAAUGUUAUUAUGAAUGCAAGGUUAUGUAUCCUUCAAGAAAUUCAAAAAGCAUUAUGUGUUAGAUUAGAUAAGGAAAGGAAAUUGAAAGUAAUAGAAAAUAUUAUUAAAAAUAGACAAGAAGAUCAAUCAUCCAUUUAUUCAUCAAGAAAUAAUCAUUUAAAUAAUAGUAAUAAUAAUGAUAACCAUUUUGUUAAAACAAAUAUUGAUGAAUCUCAUGUACAUACAAAUAAAUCUGAUGAAAUGAAUCUACAGGCGGAUCGCCCAAAUCAACAAAAUUAUAAUGCUCUGAACAAAAACAAAAGUACUACAACAAAUGAAUUCAGUGAAAAUAUUUUUAACGAUCAAAAGGAGCAUGUACCUUUAAGUAGUAAUAUGGAUAGUAAUAAAGGAAAUACUUAUGUAGAUGAGGAACCAAUUGAUUCAACCAAAAAUAAUAGAAAUGACAACAUUAGCAAUAAAAAUGUUCAUAAAAAGGAUAUUCAAAAUAUUAACCAAAAUAAUAAUAUUGUGGGAUCAGAUCAAGGUGAUGAUAUCUUUUUUAAAAAUAAUAAUAACAAUUUUGGUGAAGGACAAGACAUACAAAAUAUACAUCAUAAUGUAUAUAAUAAUACACCUACUGAUCAGAAUAAAAAAGAAUAUGAAGAAGAAUCAAGUGGCUUCAAUAAUAUACAACAUGAUAAUACUAUGAAAAGUCCUGUCGACAAACAUAUGGAUCAUAAUAAUGUCCCUAUAAAUGAAUGGCCUGGAGAUGCACAUGAAAAGGAAUUAAAUAAUAUAUUUGUUAAUAAAAUAAAAAAUAAUAAUGAUGCACAAUCAUAUAAAGGCAUAAAUAACAAAACCAUUUUUUUGGAAGAAAAUAAUGAUGAAAGGUAUAAUCAAGAAAAUGAAAAAGAAAAAAAUUAUACGGAAAAUAAAGAAUAUCUGAAACGAAAUGAGAAUCACAAUAAUAUAGAAGAAGAGAGUUUUAUCCAUUUAAGUAAUAUUAAAGGAAGCACAACAAAUAGUAAUAUAAUGAAAAUGGGUAGUAAUUUAAAUACAUCUAAUAAUAUGAAUAUUUUUUUUAAUCAACAUAAUGAAGAAGAACAUGAAAAGGAACAAGAAAGGGAACACAAAAGUGAAAAAGAAGGAGAAAAAAACAAAAAUGAAAAAGGAGGAGAAAAAAACAAAAGUGAAAAAGGAGGAGAAAAAAACAAAAGUGAAAAAGGAGGAGAAAAAAACAAAAGUGAUGAUUUAUUUAAAACACCCCCUUCAUGUUCUUUUAGAAAAAGCAAUACAAUAAAUGAUAAGAAUAUGAACGAGGUUAAUACAUAUUUGUUUAAUAGUAAUCAUUAUAAUGAUAAUUAUGAAAAUAUAAAGGAAAACACAAAUAAUUAUACAAAUGAUUAUACAAAUGAUUAUACGAAUGAUUAUACGAAUGACAAUAUAAAUAAUAGAUUUAUUCCAUCUGAUUCACAAACAAAAGAAGAUUAUAAUUAUGAUAAAUAUCGAAAAAAUGAAGAUAUUAAUAAUGUUCCUAUUAUUAAUAAUGAAAACAUUUUUAACAAUAAAUUUAAUACGAACGACCAUUCUAAUAAUAUUCAUUUGGAUAAUUCAUUUAAUGAAAAUUUUCAUAAUUUAAAAAAAAAAAAUAAUGAAGAGGGAAAUUUAAAUAAUGAUAAGGAAAAUAUUAAUAGUAAUAUAAGAAAUGCACAUUAUGAUUAUACAAAAUCGUUUAUCAAUAUGAAGAAUAAUGAAUAUAAUUAUGAUGAACAAUAUAAUUAUGAUGAAAAACAUAAUUAUGAUGAACAUAACAAUGAUGAACAAUAUAAUUAUGAUGAAAAUAACCAUGAUGAACAUAAUUAUGAAUAUCAUAUGCAUGAUAAAACUAAUUCGUUUCCUAAUCAAAUUAAAAAGAAUACAUAUCAUUUUAAUAAAAAAGAUGAAGAAUUUAAAAAUAAUGAUAUGACAAAUUUUAAUGACGAAGAAAAUAAUCAAAUUUUUAAUAAUAAAAAUCAUAUUCAUAAUCAAGUAGAUAGUCAAGAUGAUUUAUUAUCUUCAUCUAGAAUGAACAACAGUAACCUUUUGAAAAAUAAUAAAAAUACAGACAAAAAUAAUUUUAAUAAUAAUAAUAAUAAUAAUAUAUUUUAUAGAGAUACAAAUAAUAAUUCUUCUUCUAAUCAUUUAAAUUAUAAUUUUACAGAGACCAAAAUAAAAAAUAAUCUGAACAUCUCAAAUGUUAUGUAUUCAAAUGAUAACCAAAAAGUAAUUAUUAAUAAUGACAAUUUUUUAAAUUUAUAUAAAGAAAAUAGUACUAAUAACAAAAUGAUGAAUAAUAAUUUAGAAUCUAAUUUUAAAAAUGACAUUGAUAGGUCUUCACCAUCUUUAAUAAAUGAUAAUAAAGUAGGUGACCAAAAAAAAUCAAUGUUCUAUAUAAAAGAAGAGAAAAAUAAUAAGCAAACAUAUGUAACAUAUGAUAAUAAUAAUGAUGAUGAUGCUGACGAGGAGGAAGAAGAAGAAGAAGAUAAUGAUAAUAAUAAAAACGUACAGGAACAACAUUAUAUAAAUAAGGAAAUGACUUCAAAUUCAGAACAAUAUGAUAAUAAUAAUUAUGACGAUGCCAACAAUAAUAAUAAUAAUAAUAAUUUUCGACAGUCUUUCUCAUUAAAUAAUAUACAUUCUAAUCAUAUGAAUAAUUAUCAAAAUCAUAAUAAUAUUUUUAAUAAUGAUGAUCAAUCUUUUACAUAUGAUGAUGGAGAUUAUUAUAAUUUAAAAACAUCAAAUUAUGCAUAUGAAAAUAAUAAACUUAGAAGUUUUUCUAUCUUUCCAAAUGAUAAUGAACAAAUCAAUAGUGACAUUUAUUCAAACGAUCGGAAUACCUCAUUUAAUAAUUUAGAUAAUGAUAUUAAUGCUCAACCAAAAACAAAUUACUCGUUUAAUGAUAAUAUGCAAAAAAACAUUUAUCAAAAAAAAAAUUCACAAAAUAAAAUGUUCAGUACAUACGAACAAAAUGAAAAUGUCGAUAAAAUAAAUGAUUUCCCUGAAGAUAAUAAAAAAAAACAAACACAAGAUAGUAUACAACCAAAAAAAGGAUUUAAGAAAUUCUUUAGUUCUGAUGAUAAGAAAAAAUUAAUUGAUCAAAAUAAUAAAAAAAAUAAACUUAAAACAAAGGAUAAAAAAUAA
Messenger RNA from Plasmodium falciparum 3D7, 8217 nucleotides. RefSeq names its product putative DnaJ domain-containing protein. The record is from RefSeq and is a predicted model, not a curated record. NCBI's taxonomy places the organism in Eukaryota, Apicomplexa, Aconoidasida, Haemosporida, Plasmodiidae.